ACGACAUAUUAGACAGAGAUGUCAAGCUCGGUUAAUUUUCUUUACAGUGCUUGCUUGGUUCUUACCAACACCACAUAUUACAGGUGUUAAUUAUAAAACAUCACGUAUUACAGGUGUUGAUUAUGAUGCUAUUCAGGUUUUAAAAAAAGAAGAUCUACUACACCACUUCUUGAUAUUAACAACAAACGACAGGUCAUGGGGAACAUAGCGGAUUUGUUUAGUCGUAAUAAAGAUUGCCAUACAUGGAAAAUACAAAAUAGAGAAACUCUAUCCAAUCCGGUGUAUUCCUAUGUCAAUUUAGAUGGCACGGGGAUAUUGCUGGAUCUGUUGCGAGAUGAGAAUGGACGGAAGAAAGUUAGAGAUAUGAUCGCAGAUGAAAUAACAUCGAAAUAUAUUACAGGCCAAGACGAAAUGUGUAUAGAACAGAUUGAAGAACAGAGAGAACUCGGUAGAUUCCGGGUUAUAUCGACAGCUAUCCAGAGAUCAGUAUCAGCAUUAUCGCGCUCAAGGAAGUUCAACGUUGAAGUCACAGCAAACCAAAUAAAGCCACAAUGUUGGAAGGAAAAUAAACGUGGAGGCGUCGGUGAAACAUCUUUUCACCUGUGUUUCCUGAAAGGUACACCCGAACACCUGGAAAUUGCUAGAAUAUUCCUGGAAGUCCACCCGUCUAUGGCUAAUGAUGUAUACACUGGUGACGAGUACCGUGGUGAGGGUGGUUUACAUCUAGCUAUAGCUAAAGGUAAUCUAGAAGCUGUACAGCUGUUGGUGGAGAAUGGUGCUGAUGUCAAUCAGAGAGCCACCGGUCAGUUCUUUCAACCAGAAGAUGUGAAGCAGGGCAAAGACAGAAAACAGACAAACUAUGAAGGUUAUGCCUACUAUGGAGAAUAUCCCCUGUCGUUUGCUGCGUGUUUUCAGCAUACAGAUAUUUAUGACUAUUUAAUAGAGCAUGGUGCCGACCCUUAUAAUAAAGAUGACUUUGGUAAUACAGUUUUACAUAUGGCUGUUAUACAUAACCAAUCGAAAAUCUACAGACAUGCUGUUAAGAAUUUUCAAAACGCCGUUGAAUCUAAAAACAAAGCUGGGUUAACCCCUUUAACACUUGCCAGUAAAUUAGGCCGACCUGAAAUAUUCCAGGAAAUGUUGGAGAUAAGUAGUACGCAAAAGUGGAAGUUUGGUAACAUCAUCUGUUCACAGUAUCCAUUAGACGCUCUGGACUCUAUUGGUCCUAAAGGUGAAACUGAUUGGGAGUCGGCAUUGAUGACUAUAUUAGACGGAGAAACAGAUGAACACGCCGAGAUGUUGGAAGGCCCAGUGAUGUCCCAGUUAUUGAGAGAGAAAUGGAAAACCUAUGCCAAGACACGGUUCUGGUGGAGAAUGGGUAUAUCUGUGACACAUCUGUUAACAAUAACUGUAGCUGUUUAUACACGACCUAAUCAUGGUAAUCUACUGAAUUUCUCAGAAUUAACCAAUGUGAUUCGUGUUAUAGCAGAGUGCUUCAUGUGUUUAGGGUGUGUAUUUAAUCUGGUGAUGGAAGAAGCCAAAGUUGUAAAGGAGUUAGGAUUACGUUUCUAUUUCAGAAAUUGUAAAUAUGCUCCAGACAAUACAAUCUAUACCCUGUCUUGUGUUCUGAUAUUAAUUUGUAUACCACUGAGAUUUACCAGAUCAGUAGAUGCUGAAGAAAUAUUACUCAUCAUCGCUGUACCAGGGGCAUUCUGUAUUCUUCUCUUCUUUGCAAGAGCAUUGGCAAUAACUGGACCGUUUGUUGUUAUGGUUUAUAAGAUGUUGACGAGGGAUAUGUUCCGAUUUGCUAUCGUUUACUUCUUCUUCUGUAUCGGAUUUGGUCUAGGAUUAUCUCUGCUGUUUCGUGAUAUUGAGGACCAGUCAAUCAACCCAACGAACUUCACAGACAAUAAAGAAUUCGCUAUAGAAAGAUUUUCUACGUGGAAUGAGACCAUACUGACUUUGAUUCAGAUGUCGUUUGGAGAAUUCCAGUAUGAAACAUUUAAUGAAGCUCGAAGCCCUGAAAUAACCAAGUUGAUAUUUACAGCAUUUAUAACAUUAGUGCCGAUAUUACUGUUAAAUAUGUUGAUUGCUAUGAUGGGUAAUACAUAUCAUAAUAUCAGAGUUAAGGCAGAGAAAGAAUGGAGAAAACAGAGAGCUAAGAUUAUUAUCGUAUUAGAAAGCAGUAUUCGCAGACGUCAGUUAUUGGCGAACAGAGUCAAGUAUUCUGAUGGGCGUGGUUCAUUAGUGGUCAUACGAUCUGGACAAGAUGCCAUCGAAGAUUUAUGGUGGGACACAAGGCUUUAGCACACUGUUAACCGAGCUUGGUGUGGUGUGUGGUAGGGGUGGGGGUACUUUAUUCGCAAAAGAAGCAGGCGUUAUUGGCAACUGAUAUCAAUCAAAUUAGAAUGAAAAGGGAUUUGUGGA
Messenger RNA from Patella vulgata (common limpet), 2427 nucleotides. Its product is annotated as transient receptor potential cation channel subfamily V member 6. Gene Ontology annotation, cellular component: membrane. NCBI's taxonomy places the organism in Eukaryota, Metazoa, Mollusca, Gastropoda, Patellidae. Gene Ontology annotation, biological process: calcium ion import across plasma membrane. The record is from RefSeq and is a predicted model, not a curated record. Gene Ontology annotation, molecular function: protein binding; calcium channel activity. The coding region runs from base 196 to 2307 and encodes 703 amino acids. The transcript is spliced from 16 exons.